CUGUACAAUUCCCCCACCUCACCUACUUUGAUUUUUACUCCCUUUUAAAAUUUUCUAAUUUGGCACCAUCCCACACUUUAAAGGAUGCUCUGCCCUUCGGCCCAUUCCUCAACCUGCACAUAUAGCUGAUAGCUCAGCUCCCCAGAAGCAUCUCCAGAGAGAGAGAGAGAAGAGAAAUCAGUCACAGCAGAGUUGAUCAGAAAAGAUGGCCAUUAGCUUUUCAUAUGAACAUGCAGAUGAAGAAGAAGACUACAUAGACAUGGAAGUGAGUUCUUCCACCACAUUAUUGUACUACCCCAUCACCUCUCCUCCUCAACACAGAGAGUUUGAGUUCCAAAUGUCAUCAGCUUCUCUUGAAAGAGAACCCUCCACCUCCCCAGCUGAUGAGCUCUUCUACAAAGGGAAUCUCCUUCCCCUUCACCUUCCUCCACGUCUCCAAAUGGUCGAAAAACUUCUCCAUAACCACAACUCCAUUAAUGCUUCUACAGAGAACAAAGCAGAGCUUUCUGAAGAAAACUAUUCCACUCCCUUCACUACAACCCCCACUGCUACUUCCUAUAAUACCCCAUUUGAAUCCUGCAACAUUUCUCCUUCUGAGUCUUGCAGGGUCAGUGGAGAACUGAACCCAGAUGAGUACUUCUUCGAAUUCCCCUCUGGAACCAGUAGUUUCAUGGGUGACCAGCCAAAGAAGUCUUGGUCCAAGAAGCUCAAAUUGAUCAGGCAAUCUUCACUGAGUCUCAAAUUGAAGGCUUCCAGGGCUUAUAUCAAGUCUCUGUUCAGUAAAUCUGGAUGUUCAGAUGAGUUCUCUGCAAAGGCUGCCAUGAAUGAAGACAAAGCAACCGUUUCCAAAGCCAAGGAGUAUUCGAACAAAUAUGUGAAGGUGACAAAGAAGAACCCAUUUGGCCAAAUUCAUAGGGAGAGGUACCAAAUUACAUCAUCGUCUUCUGUCAGGACAGAUACCCACACUGAGAAAGAGAAGAUGAUGGAGAAUGGUGGUGGUUGUGGUGGUGGCGGCGCCCAUAGAAGGUCCUUCUCAGGGGCCAUCAAACGUCACUCAGCAACCAAAUACUCUUCGUCUUCGUCAUUUUCGUCGGGCUCUUCUUCUUCUUCCUCUUCUUCUUCAUCCUUCUGGAGUAAUCCAAGUGGGUUUUAUGAGUUGCAGUUCCUUAGGAGUAGCAGUGCAAAUUCAGAGAUUGAGAGCUCAAUUCAAGGAGCUAUUGCUCACUGUAAACAAUCUCAGCAGUUAUCUGAUUCGAGAAAGACAUUAAGUGAAGUUGGGUUUUGUUCAUUCUCUGCUUCAAGAAUUGCAGCUUGUGAAGAUCAAGAAAGUCCAGAACUCAGUAGAGGAUGAUUAUUAUGAUGAUGAUCUAAAAUAAAAUACAAAACAGAAUUGAAAUUGAAGACCCCAGCAGGAAUUCAGGAGAGGAGAAAGAAGAAAGGUUUCAUUUUGUCCUGUUUUUUUUUUUUUCUUUCCUUUAUGGUGGGGGUGUAGCUCUUUCUGAACUUUUCAUGGCUGAGUUUGCUUGUCUAUGUGUAUUGAUUCAGUGCAAAGGUCAACAUGUUGGG
This is a messenger RNA of Telopea speciosissima, 1566 nucleotides long. Its product is annotated as probable membrane-associated kinase regulator 4. The coding region runs from base 206 to 1351 and encodes 381 amino acids. Gene Ontology annotation, molecular function: kinase inhibitor activity. The transcript has a single exon. Lineage: Eukaryota; Viridiplantae; Streptophyta; Magnoliopsida; Proteales; Proteaceae. The record is from RefSeq and is a predicted model, not a curated record. Gene Ontology annotation, cellular component: plasma membrane.